CUCCCAAAAUGACUAUUUCAUCUCUAACUUGCAUUAUCCUCCUGCUAGGAUCAUGCUGUUUUCUCAGCCAUGCCCAACAGUUUACCAGCCAAUGUGACAAGCCAAGGAAUGCAAAUCUACCAUUUUGCGACUCCAGCUUGCCCACAGAAGCUCGCGUGUCGGAUUUGAUCUUUCGCCUCACCUUGGCCGAGAAGAUUGGUCUGCUCGUUCACGAGACGGAGGGUGCCACUCAAAACGUGGAUCUGGACUCGUACAACUGGUGGAACGAGGGUCUCAAAGGAGUCGCCGAUGCGCCAGGGGCUCAUUUCCGACCCCCCACGGAAUACUCGACCGUGUUCCCACAACCCAUCAACCUUGCCUCCUCCUUCAGUAAAGAACUCUUCUUCCAAGUCGGCAACAUAACGGGGAACGAAGCAAGAGCAUUCUUCAACGUGGGGAAUGGAGGGCUGACGUACUGGUCACCAAACAUAAACAUCUACCGCGACCCCAGAUGGGGAGAGGGUGACGAAUCUGCAAAUGGAUUCCUCAAGACUUCCGCGUGCUGCAAACAUUUCGCCGCACACUCGCUGGAGAACGAUAGAUUCACCUUUGACGCUGUUGUCAACGAGCAGGACAUGGCGGACACGUACCUCCCCGUGUUCAGGAGUUGUGUACAAGAGUCGGACGUGAGCUGUAUCAUGUGUGCUUACUCGGCCAUUAACGGAAUCCCCGCCUGCGCAGAUAAAGGCCUACUGACCGACAAGAUCCGAGGGGAGUGGGGUUUCGAGGGCUAUAUCGUGUCCGACUGCGGGGCGGUCGACUUUGUCCAAAGGACCCACAACUACACCCAGUUCCCCAACGAGACCUGCCACGCCGUUCUAGACGCCGGGGUCGACAUCGAGUGCUACGCCUACAACGGUCCCUUCUUCACCCGCUACUUGGGAGACGCCGUGGCGGAAGGGGCAGUCACCCCGGCCAUGCUGGAUACCGCGCUCGCCAACGGGUUCAGGGUCCUCAUGCGGCUCGGAUACUUUGAAAAGAAUGCGACCCGUCCCUUCACCGACCUUCUGCCACCCAUCGUGGACAGCCAACCUCAUCGAGACGCCGCCUUGGCCGCGGCCCGACAAAGCACGAUGGCCUUGAUCGGACCACACCUGAACGCCUCGAGAGCCUUCUUGGCCAACUACCAUGGAAUUCCUUCCUCCAUCUCGACCCCAUUGAGUGCCAUCCGAGCCUCCUUUCCCAACGCCCAGUACGAAUUCGGCUGCGACUUGAUAUCCACAACGAACCCGCAUUUGGAUGAGGCCGCCGCCCUGGCCGCGAUCUCCUCCCCCAUCGUUCUCUUUGUGGGGAUCAACGCUGCGCAGUUUGAGGAGGAGGGGGUCGAGUAUGAAGAGCAUGACAGGUUAAACUUGACCCUGACAGGGUUGCAGCCUGAACUCAUCCGAACUGUCCUAGCCGCCGCGAGGGAGCCCGUGAUCCUCUUCGUGGUCUCGGGUGGCGUGGUGGACCUGUCCGAGUGGAAGGAUGAUCCCCGAGUGGGAGCCAUCAUCUGGGCGGGAUAUCUGGGGCAGGCGGGCGGAGAGGCGAUAGCAGACGUCCUUUUCGGCCGGUACAAUCCGUCGGGACGCCUGGCACAAACGUUCUACUCGAACGAAGUGAUCACCCAGUUUGAGAAGUAUGAUAUGAACAUGCGCCCCACGGAGGGAACGUCGACGGGGAGGACGUAUCGUUUUUACGAGGGGACGCCCGUCUAUCCAUUCGGGUUCGGAUUGUCCUACACAACCUUCGGGUAUAGCAUUCUUAACUUGCCCCCUAUCCUUGAAAUACCGACGAUCGGAGGAGUGGAUCAAGACUGCGCAGUGAUGGUCACUCUGGCCGUGAGGAACGUGGGGGUGACUGCGGGGGAUCACUCGGUCCUCUGGUUUCUCGCCCCACCCAACGCAGGACAGGGAGGAAGACCAAUUAGGGAUUUGCUCGAUUUUGAAAAACUGGAGAAUAUUUCAGCGAAUGAGGUGAGGGAGGCAAACCUUUGUCUGAAUCGGGACCACUUCGUCCUGGCGAAUGAGGCAGGGGAGUGGGAAGUUGUUCCAGGGGACUGGACCCUGCAGGUGGGACAAUUGGAGAGAGUUAUUCGUGUUGCCGUUUAA
Messenger RNA from Folsomia candida, 2129 nucleotides. RefSeq names its product beta-xylosidase/alpha-L-arabinofuranosidase 1-like. Lineage: Eukaryota; Metazoa; Arthropoda; Collembola; Entomobryomorpha; Isotomidae. Gene Ontology annotation, molecular function: xylan 1,4-beta-xylosidase activity; alpha-L-arabinofuranosidase activity. The record is from RefSeq and is a predicted model, not a curated record. Gene Ontology annotation, cellular component: plant-type cell wall. The transcript has 6 exons. Gene Ontology annotation, biological process: arabinan catabolic process; xylan catabolic process. The coding region runs from base 9 to 2129 and encodes 706 amino acids.